Molecule: messenger RNA, 838 nt
Organism: Gavialis gangeticus (Gharial)
Lineage: Eukaryota; Metazoa; Chordata; Crocodylia; Gavialidae
Exons: 5
Coding region: 1-669 (222 amino acids)
Source: RefSeq, a predicted model, not a curated record
AUGGGGGUGCUUGGCCCUGGGCUCUACCGCGUCACCAGCGCCAACUACACGGCCCGGUGCAGCAGCGAGUGCGGGGGGGUGAACGGCACGGAGAUGUGCAUGACCAACGGCAGCAUGCGCGCCAGCCCGUGCGCCCUGGAGUGCUGCAGCUCGCCCCUCUGCCUGCAGCUCAACGCCACCGCCUAUGGUGACUUGCCGCCUACCACCACGCCGGCGCCCACCACCACCACCAGCACCACCAGCACCACCAAGGCCCCCCCGAGAAACCCCUGGCCCCCGUGCACCAGCGGCUUCUCCCCCCUUCUCUCGCAGGGCAAAGUGUGCGCGACCUUCUCCUGCCGCGGGGACGGCUGCUUCAAGGGCAAGAAGCCUGCUGGCCGGUGCAUCGUCGGCUUUGACUUCUGCGAGAUGAAGAAGACGGGCUCGAGCUAUGUCGCUGGGUGCAGCAAAGCCUGCAAGACGGGCAAGCCAGUGUGCGCCAGUGGCGUGGCCACCACCUGCUACCAAGAGUGCUGCCCCGCCGGCCCCAAGGCCAGCUGUCUCAAGCUGGAUGGCCACGUGCACGUCAACGGUGCCGGGCGGAGGGCUCUGGCCCCGAUCCUGCAGCUCCUGGCCGGCGGCGCGGUCUUCGUCCUCCACUACUGCGUCCUCGCUGCCUUCCAGGGUUAAGCAGGGCCUGCAGGCUGACUAGGGGCUGGGGGACCCUGGGCACGCACUAGGAUCGCUGUAGCUCUCUCCCUUCGGCUAAGGCUUGCUAGGAAACUCCCUCUGCUCAAUCGUGCCCAGGCAGAGAAGAGCCUGUGGGCUUCUUCCCAUCCCCGCAGGACGGCUUCUGGCU